CCUCUUGAGUUUGUUUAGUGAAUCCAUGGCCACUCGACCUCUCAUCUCUCUGCAACUUCUUUCUUCUUCUUCUCUUUCAUCUUCUUUGUUAAACCAAACACCACAAUUUCUCUCUUAUCAGAAACCAGAACUAAUCAGCCACCAUAGAAAGUGGUCACGAACAAGUGCUCAUCAAUCCUCAGCUAAUCUCAUCAUUCACCCUUCUGUUAUCUUCCUAAGUAGCGGCUUCGAUGGCGGUGGCGGAUUCAUCGAUACACAGACUUUCAUUGUCACUAUCAGUCUCGUUGUAGCCAUUGCUCUAUCUCUCUUCCUCGGCUUCAAGGGAGAUCCAGUUCCAUGUGAGAGAUGUGGUGGAAAUGGUGGAACGAAAUGUGUAUUCUGCCUCGAAGGGAAGAUGAAGGUGGAAUCUGGCAUGGUUAAUUGCAAAGUCUGCAAAGGUUCAGGUUUGAUUUUUUGCAAGAAAUGUGGAGGUUCUGGAUAUUCUCGCCGUUUAUAAGUUAACUAUUUUCAAUAUUCACAUUGGUCCUUUGGACUAUUAUGAUAUUUAUUCUAACUUGUUUAUAGUCAUAUAACAAAACUGUGGUGCAUUU
Arabidopsis arenosa is the source of this 590-nucleotide messenger RNA. Lineage: Eukaryota; Viridiplantae; Streptophyta; Magnoliopsida; Brassicales; Brassicaceae. The record is from the annotation of a GenBank genome assembly.